AUGUACUUUUCAUCAUCUUCUAUCAACAAUUUUGCCGUGGUGGCCAUACACUUGCUUCUUAUACACAGCGUUUCGUCCUUGAACAUUACAAAUGUGUAUCUUCGCCACAAAUGUAUCGUCGGUGAAGGGAAAUAUAAGCGAGGAAGUGAAUACGAGAAAAACCUCAAUACACUCAUCCAAUCUACCUCAGCAGGAAAUUUUCGCAGCGGCUAUGAUCAGGUCUCCCAUGGUAAAGGUCCCCACUCCGUUACCUUCAUGUACCAAUGCCGUGGCGACUCCUACGGGCCAAGGUGCCGCUCCUGCUACACCACCGCCCUCUCGGCGCUUCGUAAGAGAUGUCCGAGAAACAAAGGGAGAAUAAUAUGGUACGACCAAUGUCUUAUAGAGAUUUCAUCCAUCCUUAACAAGGGAAAGAUCGAUUACGACAACAACUUCUGUAUGUCCAACACAAAAAACGCCACCGGAUCGUCGUUGGAGUUUAAACAGAAAAUGGUCGAUUUCCUACUAAAUCUCGGGAUGAAAGCUACUAGUGAAGACAACAUGGAUGAGAACAACCAGGCUUUGCUUUAUGCAACAGGAGAGGAAAGAGUUGGGACGACGAAGCUGUAUGCAAUGGUGCAGUGUUCGAAAAAUUUAUGGUUGAAGACUUGCUAUGCGUGUUUGGAAUGGAUUAUCCUCAAGGAAUCUGAUUGCUGCGACGGUAAAUUAGGAGGGAGAGUUUUCAGUACGACCUGUAACUAUAGAUAUGAGCUUUACCCUUUUCUUGAACAGACCGUUUGA
This is a messenger RNA of Capsella rubella, 780 nucleotides long. Its product is annotated as putative cysteine-rich repeat secretory protein 20. The transcript is spliced from 2 exons. The record is from RefSeq and is a predicted model, not a curated record. NCBI's taxonomy places the organism in Eukaryota, Viridiplantae, Streptophyta, Magnoliopsida, Brassicales, Brassicaceae. The coding region runs from base 1 to 780 and encodes 259 amino acids.